Messenger RNA from Uranotaenia lowii, 1372 nucleotides. RefSeq names its product methylenetetrahydrofolate reductase (NADPH). The coding region runs from base 269 to 1234 and encodes 321 amino acids. The transcript is spliced from 2 exons. NCBI's taxonomy places the organism in Eukaryota, Metazoa, Arthropoda, Insecta, Diptera, Culicidae. Gene Ontology annotation, cellular component: cytosol. Gene Ontology annotation, biological process: tetrahydrofolate interconversion. The record is from RefSeq and is a predicted model, not a curated record. Gene Ontology annotation, molecular function: FAD binding; methylenetetrahydrofolate reductase [NAD(P)H] activity.
UGUCUCGUUGUGUGCGGUGUGGCGGUCAUAUGUUGUCUUCUGCCAGUACUGCCAGUUCGCAACGGUACGCGUGACUAUCUAGACUACGUAUAGGACGAACAACAUCGCAUCGCGGUAUUAUAGGUAUAGAUCUCGGAAUCCCACGAUUCGGUUGAAUUUUACGUGGUGGUCUAAAUUUAUCUGAUUCGGAUUCCGUUCGGUUGUCGUUCGUCGCGCGCCAGAAACAACCGAAAGGCCAACCUACGACAGACAGGCCAAGCCAAGAGCUAUGCAUCGACAAACAGUCGAAUCCGACCCUCCCAAUGGCGAGAUGUCAUCGGAUAAAGUCACGAAUUUGGCCGCGGAAGCGAUGCAUAGUCACGCAAACAGUCGUAAUUUAAAAACGGUCGUCCAGCGGUGGACCAGUUCCGAUCGAUUAAACUACUCCAUCGAGCUGAUACCGAAGGAGGAUUUCGUCCUUGAUCUGAGUCGACUGAGGGCAGGAUCGUGUCCGGUUUUCUGUUCGCUGCCAUGGAUCUCGGACAAUAAUCUGCAGUACACCCGCUUCGUCGAUACCCCGAUGCUGAAGAUGACCGCCAAAAUUGUUCCGCACUGCACGGUGAUGAACCACCUGUCCUGUUACAACAUCACCGAGGCCCAGGUGGACAAGUUCGUCGAGAUGGGCAACUGGAAUUUAUUCAUAAUCCGGGGCGAUACGGUCAGCGAAGGCCAGCGUUUCCCACACGCUGCCGAUCUGGUCCAAUAUCUGCGGGCCAAAAACAUCCCCGAAAUGACCAUUGCCGUCGGGGGUUAUCCGUAUGUGCACCCCGAGUCACCUUCAAUGGAGGAUGACGUCAAAUAUCUUAAGCAGAAGGUCGAUCUCGGUGCCGACUUCAUCCUCACACAGACGCUGUACGAUGCCGAUUCGUUUCUGCGCUACGUGGACGAGUGCCGGCGGGCAGGCAUCACUGUCCCGAUUGUGCCGGGCUUCUUCCUGCCGCAGACCUACGACCAGCUGGAAACGGUACUGGCGUUGACCCGGGUCAAUCCCCCGGCAUCGGUGCUGGAACUGCUGCGAUCCCACGCCCAAGACGAACCGGACCAGUUUGAGGCGUGGGUGGUGAGUCAUUUUUCGGAAGUGGUGCGAACAUUGCGGAAGCAACGACCGGACGAAGCCAAGCUAGUGCACUUUUUCACGUUUAAUCGGUUGGACGUGCUCCGGAAGAUACUGGAUCGGUUGACCGAUCUGUUUUGACCACGUGCUGGAGGUGCUUUGCCAAAGAGACAUUAUGUUGUGUUAUGAGCCUUUUUUGAGUUCGGUUUCUUCGAAGCAAACCGGGAAUUGUUAUUACCUACUACUGAUAAUUAAUGCGCAAUAAAGAUUCGAACAGUU